Messenger RNA from Ruditapes philippinarum (Manila clam), 4161 nucleotides. RefSeq names its product protein O-glucosyltransferase 2-like. Gene Ontology annotation, molecular function: protein binding; glucosyltransferase activity. The transcript is spliced from 9 exons. Gene Ontology annotation, cellular component: endomembrane system. The record is from RefSeq and is a predicted model, not a curated record. The coding region runs from base 162 to 1709 and encodes 515 amino acids. NCBI's taxonomy places the organism in Eukaryota, Metazoa, Mollusca, Bivalvia, Venerida, Veneridae.
UCAUUGGUUGAAAUAAUUAUAAUCAGAUCGUGCCAUGUAAACAUACUGAUUGUUGCAGUAGUUUCAACUUUCAUUACAUGUGAAGUGUACUGGGCGUGUAUUUAAUUGCAUAUGUGUGACAUAACUGUUUAUGUUAACUUAGUAAAAUACCGUGAAAUAAUAUGUACACUUAUAUGUUUGCGUGCUUGCUUGUAUUCCUCAUAAGUAUAGAAACAUCGUCUGCACUGAAGACCGAACAUGUUCUUGAUUUGCAGAAAACCCGUGUAUGGGGUCCAGGACUAGAAUCGGAUUUUUUCCUUCCAGUUCGUUACUUUUUUAUUCAGGCAGUUUCUGAAAAUGGAGAUAACAUAACAGAAUCCAUAGGGGAGAAACCGUUUGAAGUAUCACUUAGCUCAGCUGGUCAGAAUAGAGUGCGAGUAUAUUUACAGGUACUCGACAAACAAGAUGGAAUGUACAUCGUCAGAUUCCGUAUUUUCAGCACUCUUGAAAACGUGAAAAUCAGUGUCACAUUCAAUGGAAAAGAUGUUGCACAAUCACCGUAUGAACUACCUGGAUUUAUAUACCCAGAAACGUGUUAUUGUCCUCAGCCAGAUAUUCAGCAAUGGUACGGUAGUAUGAAAUGUCCCGCGUCCUACAAACAGAUCAAGAAUGACCUUUCUCUGUUUAAAGAUGUUGACCUUGAGAAGACGGCCGCUGAAACUAUACAACGAUUUAAUAUAUCAACAGCACAUAGUCUUUGUUAUUACAAGAUAAUAGAUAAUAAGAUAUAUCGUAAAACAUAUGGUCAACAUGUUGGUUUUAAGAUGUUUAGUGAUGCCAUCCUGUUGUCUCUAACAAAGAAGGUUAAACUGCCAGAUCUUGAAUUUUUCGUAAAUCUCGGAGAUUGGCCUCUUGAGAAGAGGAAGCGGACUGACAACCCAUUACCAAUAUUCUCAUGGUGUGGAUCAGAUGAAUCUCAAGAUAUUGUCAUGCCAACUUAUGAUCUUACUGAGGCAACCUUAGAAAUGUUAGGAAGGCAAUCUUUAGAUGUAUUCAGUGUAAUGGGUAAAAGUCCAACCCGAUGGGUGAACAAGACUGAAAUUGGAUUCUGGCGCGGGCGUGACAGUCGGCAGGAACGGUUAGACCUGGUGGUGAUGUCAAGAAAAAAUCCUGAUUUACUUCAUGCCAAAAUGACGAGAAUGUUCUUUUUUAAACACGAUGAAGAGAAAUAUGGCGAGCUUGUGAACAAUAUUCCUUUCUUUGAUUUCUUUAAGUAUAAAUAUCAAGUUAAUAUAGACGGGACAGUAGCUGCUUACAGAUUGCCUUACUUACUGGCAGGAGAUUCCGUAGUGCUUAAACAAGAUUCGUUCUACUACGAACAUUUCUACAAAGAUCUUAAACCUUACGUGCACUACAUACCAUUCAAGAGAGAUCUCAGCGAUCUACUGGAGAAAAUAAAAUGGGCAAAGGAAAAUGAUGAGAAGGUACAUGAAAUUGCAAGGAAUGCACAAAACUAUGUUUUGGAAAACCUUUUACCCAAAGAUAUAUUCUGCUAUCAUGUGAAAUUAUUUGAGACAUAUUCCAAAAGAUUCAAAUCUCCGCCAACCAAACCUGAUGAUUCAUGGGAGUUAGUGGAACAGCCAAAAGAUGAUAGUAACUGUAACUGUCAAUUGAAGGAACAGCCUUCUAAGAAUAAAUCCAAAACUAAGUCAAAGAAAGAUGAACUUUGAUGAAAAUAGUAAUAUAGAACUAUGCAUUUAGUAUAUCAAAGUAGCUAUGCAAUGUUGUAAAGUCAUGGUGCAUAUUUUGUUACAGUAUUUUUUAUACAAAUAUAUUGAAUUAUACAUAUACAUUACAUUGCAAAAAGCCUUAAAGGUCUAUAGAAAUUUUUAUUUUAUCUGAGCACAAGAAAUCAAGCUUUUAAAGAUCCUGUAUGUUUUUGUGAUUGAUAUUGUGACUGUGUGUAUACCACACUUGCAAAAAAUUAUAUAUGUAUAUAAUUAUGCAAAUAAAACAAUUCUCAAACAUCCAAGAAUAUGUAAAAUGUGUAUUGCAAAUAUUUGUGCACAUUAUAUUUAAUCAAUAAAUUAUAUGCAUUCAUUUAUUAUUGGAAAAUUUGACUUAGAAUUUAUAGAAAAUAAAUUUCUAAUUACCUCCCUUUAUUUACAUGAAUUGUUAAAUUCAGUAAUAUUUUUAUAAAUAAUGCUUAUUGGAACUUACAAUAUUGACAAAUCUUAAUUUGAGCAUUAUAUUUAUGAAAUGAAACCAUGAAAAAAAUGUGUUACAGGAUCUUUAAAGAUUUCUGAGGUCUAUUGUGCGAUGAUCAUCAUUAUCCAAAAAUUCUUUUGAGAACAACAUGGCAACUCUUCAUUUGGUAGUUUUUGACCAAACUUUACAGAAAUGAAACUAUAAUAAUGAUUUAUAUGGUUAUGAUCUGGCCAUCCUUAAAAAAAUGUUCGUUUGCAGUAACGCGACCGACUCACAAAAUUUGUCCCUUCUCAAAAUUUUUUUUCAUGGUCUGAAUAAAAAUAAUUUUUUUUGAAUCAGAAAAUUAUGCCUUGUGCUUUGUUUUUGUUCUUUUAAAGGUUAAUGGAAGAAAUAAAAUGUAGGUCUUAUUAAAUUAGAAUUCAGUUAUCAAUUUAUUAAUUGUUACCAGAUUAUCAAAGCAUAUAUUGUCCAGCAUUUUGAAAUUCCAUGUUUAUUUGGGAGUACGGUUCAAUAAAAAAAAAAAAAAUCGACCUACCUACCCACCUUGAAAAUUCUGGGUCGGGUUACUGCAAACAAACAUUUUUUUAAGGAUGGCCUCUGAUAAAUAAUUAUAUCACGGAAGUUGAUGAUAAAUGUGAAAGCAAUAGUUUUGAAAAAUUAUGCUCCUUUUAACUUUAAAUAUUUAUAAAAAUUGGUUAUUUAUAGAAGGGUGCCAACAUCUAACGCAGUGUCCUUUGUUUCUGUUGAACUUUAUUGAACGUUUUUGUUUCUUGUCAAUAAUUUCAAAACUUAUUAAUGUACAAGAUUGAAACUUCAUAUGUGGAUACACCUUGUUGAGUUCUGUCUGUGGUUAAAAGCAAAGGUCGUUGUGACUUGUAAUAGGUCCACAUUCAUAGAAACUACCAAAGCUAUUGAGUUCAAACUUGAAACACUUGUUCAUUAUCAACAUAUGAUGCCAGGUCACAAGGACAUAAUAAUAAAAUUAUUAUCCAGAAAUUAUAUUUUGCAAAGUAAUGCACCUUUUUUCAAAUUUAUUGACCUUUUUAUGCCCUGGUUUACUUUUUUGUUUAGAUUAAUUUCAGUAUUUUUUUUAACUGCUUAACUUUUAUGUUAAGGUUAAUUUCUCAAAAAAAAAAUAUCAAAGAUAUUCAUUUGAACUUGGAAUACUUGUUCAUUGUAAAAAUUGGAAUGCAUUUCUUAACAGCAGAUAAAAUUCAAGGUAAUAUUUGUUUAAUUAUUUUCCUUAUUUUUUUCAAAAUCCAUCACAAAGAUGCCUUUUUCUACUUCUGCACUAUCAAUGACAGAUAAUUCUUUUCAGCAGUUUUUCAGAUUUGUGCCUCUGCUUUUAUCAUAUCAUAUAUUGAGAAAAGUGUAGCACACUGCUCCUUAGACAGCUUUUGUUGUUCUUUUGAUCAUUAUAUCUUUAACUUCCCUACAAGGUAAAGUAAACAAUAUAUAGAGAUUAUUAAAUUUUCAAGUUAAUAUAUGCUUUGUUUGAUUUUGUGCCAAAAAGGUGAAAAUAUUGUUAUGCUUCUUUUGGUCUUUUUCUCAUUUUCUACAAAGAUGAACAUUUUAUAUAUGUAUCUGUACACUUCUGUGGAUUAGAAAAGUAUAUUUAAUUAAAUUAAAUUAAGUCUUAAAUAAUUUUAAUGAAUUUCAGUAUAUUCUCAAUAAUUUCACAUCUUUACAUACAGUAUGUUAGAUAAUCCCAAUAAAUAUGUAUAGUUUAUUGGACAGGGAAGAUUUACACCAGGUGCAUUGCAUUAUUAGUGUUAGAUUAAAAAUCCCACUUAAAAAUGUGGAGAGAAUACUGUGAUGGGCUGGUCCAUACAUUUGUGUGACAGUCUGUACAUAUGCAUGACAGUGAUGUCCUGUUGUCCUUGUUCUAUCAUAUUCUUGAGAAGGAAUAAGCUAUGAAUUUUGUCAAUUGUUGUUAGAUCUAUUGUUAAUCAAAUUAAAGGUCAAUGAAAGGAU